This is a messenger RNA of Suricata suricatta (meerkat), 1700 nucleotides long. Its product is annotated as DDB1- and CUL4-associated factor 12-like protein 2. Gene Ontology annotation, molecular function: protein binding. Bases 1 to 1527 code for a protein of 508 amino acids. NCBI's taxonomy places the organism in Eukaryota, Metazoa, Chordata, Mammalia, Carnivora, Herpestidae. Gene Ontology annotation, cellular component: Cul4-RING E3 ubiquitin ligase complex. The transcript has 4 exons. The record is from RefSeq and is a predicted model, not a curated record.
AUGGAAGCCAAAACGUCUAAGAAACUUUCCCUCCCCCAUCACAUGGACAUCCACGUUUAUAAGGUUGUGCCUAAGGGGUCCCUGACAUCACGUGUCCCAGAAGGUGGGGAUCUUGGAGUUGCAGACCUGAAUUUGUUAUUCAUUCCUCAAGGCACGCCAGUGCAAAAGCUCAAAGACUUCAAGCUGAGAGUCCGGACAGGCGCACACAGCCAGCUAGGGGAUACGGAGCGCAGGUCCUCGGUACAGCCCCGGCCCCGCGGGUCCUUCCCUCCUCCCCCGCACCGCGAGCGGUCGCUCCCACUGCGCCUGCUUGCUCCUUGCCCACGCCUCCCGCUGCCUCCGCCCCUGCACAAGGGGGCCCCCUGCGUGGUUCUCGCGGCGCUCACUUCGCCACCGCCCGGCCGGACGCACUUCCCGCCCUUGCCUAGAUCCACGCGCUCCGCACCCUGCGGUCGCGCCCGCCUCUUGGCCCCUGAGAGCACGCGCUCCCUGCUGACGCGGAGGCGCCGCUGUUCCCCCGGCCACCACGGCCAACACGGGCACCUCGCGCCGCGGCCCUGGAUGGCCCGGGCCCAGCCGAACUGCGGCAUCCACGCCAUCGAGCUGAGUCCCUCCAAGACGUUUCUGGCCACCGGAGGAGAGAAUCCCAACAGCCUGGCCGUCUACCAGCUGCCCACUCUAGACCCCGUGUGCCUGGGCGACCGCCAUGGCCAUAAGGACUGGAUCUUCACCAUCGCCUGGAUGAGCGAUACAGUGGUUGUGAGCGGCUCCCGCGAUGGCACUGUGGCUCUGUGGCAGAUGGACCCCGACAUGUUCAAUGGCAACAUCGCCUGGCAGAAUGACGCGGGACUUCCUGUGUACACCCAUAUAGGUCCCAGGGACAUGGAGCCUAUCCCCAGGUCCAGCACCAGCCACACCAACCACAAGGUGCGUGCCUUGGCCUUCAGCGGCAAGAACCAGGAGCUGGGAGCGGUGUCCCUGGACGGCUACUUCCACCUGUGGAAAGCCCGGAGCACCCUGUCCAGGCUACUGUCCAUCAGGCUGCCCUACUACCGUGACAAUGUGUGCCUGACCUACUGCGAAGAGUUGUCUCUGUACGCGGUGGGCUCCCAGUCACAUGUCUCCUUUCUGGAUCCGCGCCAGGAUCACCAAAACAUCCGGCCCCUGUGCUCCAGAGAGGGCGGCAUGGGUGUGCGCUCUCUGAGUUUCUACCAGCACAUCAUCACCGUGGGCACGGGCCAGGGCUCCCUACUCUUCUAUGACAUCCGUGCCCAGAAGUCCCUGGAGGAGAGGGCUUUGGCCAGCCCGGACUCCUGUCCUGGGCCCUCAGGAAGGAAGCUCAGGCUCACCUGUGGCAGAGGCUGGCUCAACCAUGAUGCCCUGUGGGUGAACUACUUCGGUGGCAUUGACAAUUUCCCCAAUGCGCUCUACACCCACUGCUACAACUGGCCUGAAAUGAAGCUCUUCGUGGCUGGAGGGCCUCUCCCUUCAGGCCUCCACGGGAACUACGCAGGCCUCUGGAGCUAAGGAUGGCCAAUGUGUUCUCAAAGUGCCCAGAUUUACCUUCCAGUCCCCUCUCACUCUCUUCUUCACGCUGUUUUGUGCGUUUUAAUUCAGCGUGGCAUUUGUAUUCUAGGUUGAAAGUGCCAAAUUUACCUGUCCUUAGUGUAUGAGAGAGAGAGAGAGAGAGAGAGAGGUGU